AUGAUGAACCCAUUUGAUGAUGAUGCUGAUGAGCAGAAGGGUCACUCCAUAAAACUACCGUAUGCUGCUUACACGCGAAGUACAAGCCCAACAAAGAGGUAUCAACCAUUGGACUAUGACAGCGAAGAGGAUAUAUCUGAAGGUUUUAUUGGGUUUCCAGCCUCAGAGAUCAAACAGACUCGCGAAGGGGGAAUCAAACAAUCACCAAAUAUCUUCUCGAGAAGCACCGGGACAGCUGGCUACCAAGACAAAACUACCAAGUCCCCAUUUGUUGGUAAUGCACCUAAAUUGGAGUUUGAUCCUAAUAUGGAUAUCGAUUCCACGCCUAGAGCACAGUAUACUUCACGCGAAUCACCAAAGAGGCAGAGAAAUACUGAGGUUUUGAUUGAUGACAAAGACGAUGUAUACGAUGGGUCUCCAUUGAGAAAUUCUUUCAGAGGGAGUGAAAUCAGCAGUCAAAGAUACUUGGAUCCCCCGCAACCAAUAUUCUCACCUGGUGCACUUUAUGAAGCUGGCCACUACACCGACGAUCAAAGCACGUAUUGCGGCGAGGAGAAAAAGUUCGGCAUGGAUGAUGCAAAGGAAGAGAGUAGAGAGGAUGCGAAAUCUUUGUACUCCGAAUCUACAGCAUACACCGGAUACUCACAUGUGUCUGAUCCGAAUGAUGAAGCUCAAUAUUUUACCGAAUCAAUCGAUGGUAACCUCAUGCAAAACAUCGACGCAGUGUAUGAUCCUCAUAGGGAAAAAACCGUCACACGCAGGAAAGUAAGACUUGUCGGUGGCAAGAAGGGGAAUUUAGUUUUGGAAAAUCCCGUGCCAGGUGAAUUACGCAAGGUCUUGACUCGAACGGAGUCGCCAUUUGGAGAAUUCACAAAUAUGUCAUAUACAGCAUGUACUUCGAACCCCGAUACAUUUAUUGAAGAAGGGUUUACAUUGAGAGCUGCAAAGUAUGGAAGAGAAACAGAGAUUGUAAUUUGCAUCACCAUGUACAACGAGGAUGAAUUUGCGUUCGCUAGAACUAUGCAUGGGGUAAUGAAAAAUGUUGCUCAUUUAUGUUCCAGACGUAAAUCUAAAGUUUGGGGAAAAGAUAGUUGGAAGAAAAUUCAAGUGAUAAUUGUGGCAGAUGGUAGGAAUAAAGUUAAUGAAUCAGUGCUACAAUUACUCACAGCAACGGGAUGCUAUCAGGAUAACUUAACGAGGCCAUACGUCAAUAAUAAGCAAGUGAAGGCACACUUGUUUGAGUACACCACCCAGAUAUCCAUUGACGAGCAGUUAAAGUUUAAAGGUGAUGAAAAAAACUUGACCCCAGUUCAAGUCUUGUUCUGCUUAAAAGAGCAAAAUCAGAAGAAAAUUAACUCACACAGAUGGCUAUUUAAUGCAUUUUGUCCCGUAUUAGACCCAAAUGUGAUAGUUCUUCUUGACGUGGGGACAAAGCCAGACAAUCAUGCCGUUUAUAAUUUAUGGAAAGCGUUUGACAAAGACUCAAAUGUUGCAGGUGCAGCAGGUGAGAUCAAGGCAAUGAAGGGCAAGGGCUGGAGAAACUUAAUUAACCCUUUGGUUGCUUCUCAAAAUUUUGAGUACAAGCUAUCGAAUAUUCUUGACAAGCCACUAGAGUCUCUAUUCGGGUACAUAUCUGUCCUUCCAGGUGCUUUAUCAGCAUACCGCUACAUCGCUUUGAAAAAUCACGAAGAUGGCACGGGGCCAUUGGCUUCAUACUUUAAAGGAGAAGAUUUACUAAAGUCUCAUGAAAAAGACAAAGAGAAUACCAAAACAAACUUCUUUGAAGCAAAUAUGUAUUUGGCGGAGGACAGAAUUUUGUGUUGGGAACUUGUAUCAAAAAAGGGUGAUAACUGGGUUUUGAAAUUCGUCAAGCUGGCCACAGGGGAAACUGACGUACCGGAAAGUAUCUCUGAAUUUUUAUCCCAGAGAAGACGCUGGAUUAAUGGUGCAUUUUUUGCAGCGUUGUACUCAUUAUAUCAUGGAAAAAAAGUUUGGUAUACAGACCAUUCGUUUGCGAGAAAGUUUUGGCUAAACGUUGAAUUUUUGUACCAGACGGUGAAUUUAGUGUUUUCAUUUUUUUCGUUGAGCAACUUCUACUUGACUUAUUACUUUCUUACUGGCUCACUUGUGUCGUACAAGCACAUAGGUCACAAUGGAGGGUUCUGGAUCUUCACUUUGUUCAAUUAUCUAUGCAUCUGCGUGUUGACGUCGUUAUUCAUUGCUUCCAUCGGAAACCGACCCCACGCUUCGAAGAACAUAUUUAAAGUUCUUAUAAUCUUGCUAACUGUUUGCGCAUUGUAUGCGUUAAUUGUUGGAUUAGUUUUUGUUAUCAAAACAAUAGACCAAUUUGGCCUGGGAGACACGUCGUCCUACGUUUUGGUAAGUAUUGUGGUUUCGCUACUUUCCACCUAUGGGUUAUACACAUUGAUGUCAAUAUUGUACCUAGAUCCAUGGCAUAUGUUGACUUGUGCCGUACAAUACUUCUUAUUGAUUCCAGCUUAUACUUGCACGUUGCAAAUAUAUGCAUUUUGCAAUACCCACGAUGUUUCAUGGGGUACAAAGGGGGAUAACAACCCGGACGAUGACAAAAGUAACCAAUACAUCAUCGAGCAGAAUGCACAGGGUGAGUACGAGGCAGUUGUGAUGGAUGUAAAUAUCGACGAGGUCUACCUCGAGACAUUAUAUAACAUAAGGGCAAACAGGUCGGGCAAAAAAUUGAAUAAGAAGAAGGCCACCAAACACGUCUUAGACGGGGAUGACUACGCCAAAGAUGUUCGAACAAAAGUGGUGCUUUUUUGGAUGUUGGCCAAUUUAAUCUUUAUCAUGACUAUGGUUCAAGUUUACGAGCCUGGAGAUACAGCUCAAAACAUUUAUCUUGCAUUUAUUUUAUGGACAGUUGCCGCUUUAUCACUCUUCAGAGCUGUAGGUUCUUGUGGAUAUUUACUUCAAGAUUACGCUCGUAGCUUGGUUGAAAUUUCUAGCAAAUGGAAAAACAAAAGAGCAGGCUAUAACCAAACCAAUAAUAACCCCUUAAAUAAUUAG
This is a messenger RNA of Lodderomyces margitis, 3042 nucleotides long. RefSeq names its product chitin synthase (gene CHS1). Gene Ontology annotation, cellular component: cell periphery; cell septum. The coding region runs from base 1 to 3042 and encodes 1013 amino acids. The transcript has a single exon. NCBI's taxonomy places the organism in Eukaryota, Fungi, Ascomycota, Pichiomycetes, Serinales, Debaryomycetaceae. Gene Ontology annotation, molecular function: chitin synthase activity. The record is from RefSeq and is a predicted model, not a curated record.